CGGAUGAGGGCUGGUUCCUCUUUUCACACACUGUGAGAUGCGCACAGCUCCAACUUCCUCAUACAGCUCAGUGCGCUGCGCUCUGCCGCCCUGUCCGCAUCUCCAGCCGAACCCGCAGAAAAACUACCGAGAAGAGAUGGAACCAACGAAGAAGAAAUGAGGAAUAUUCUUCUCCGAGUCUAGAAGAGAAUAUACAACCGAAACAAACAAGAGUCGAGGUGAUUGGUUGAAGCGCGGAGCACCAUGGGCUGUGUGGGCUCAAAGAAGGAGUCAGAGCCUCUCAGCAAAGGAGCGGCUAUUGACGAGCAGCAGAACCGUUCACAGCAGGCUGCCCACUAUGUCAAAGACCCCACCACCGGGAACUCCGGGAACAAGGCUAGCAAAAUGCCAUCCAAUACAAACUCUUUAGAAGAGAGUAUUGCCAUGGCACUGUACGACUAUGAGGCCAUUCAUGAAGCUGACCUUGGCUUCAAAAAGGGAGACAAGCUCAGAAUCUUAGAGGAAUCGGGGGAGUGGUGGAAAGCAAAGCUCAUCAGUACAGGUCAGGAAGGAUUCAUCCCCAGCAACUAUGUGGCCAAAGAUACUCUGGAAGCAGAGGACUGGUUCUUUAAGGGAGUCAGCAGGAAAGAUGCUGAGAGGCAGCUGCUGGCCGCUGGGAACAAAGCUGGAUCCUACAUGAUCCGAGACAGUGAGACUACCCAGGGCAGCUACUCCCUGUCUGUCAGGGACGGGGACGUCAGGAGCGGAGACACAGUGAAACAUUAUAAGAUCCGUACGCUGGACAAUGGAGGGUUCUACAUCUCUCCCCGCAUCACCUUCAGCACCCUGCAGGAGCUGGUCAGCCAUUACAAGAAGCAGGGAGACGGUCUCUGCCAAAACCUGACACACCCAUGCUUGAGCCCUAAACCUGAGAAACCGUGGGAGAAAGACGCUUGGGAAAUCCCCAGAUCAUCCCUGAAACUGGACAAGAAGCUCGGUGCCGGGCAGUUUGGAGAGGUUUGGUUGGCUACAUACAAUAAGCACACCAAGGUAGCAGUGAAGACCAUGAAGCCUGGCAGCAUGUCGGUGGAAGCCUUCAUGGGGGAGGCCAACCUCAUGAAGUCCCUGCAGCACGACAAGCUGGUCCGCCUCAACGCUGUGGUCACCAAGGAGGAGCCCAUCUAUAUCAUCACCGAGUUCAUGGAGAAAGGAAGUUUAUUAGACUUCUUAAAGAGUGAUGAGGGAAACCGUGUCCAGCUGCCCAAGCUCAUCGACUUCUCGGCCCAGAUCGCAGAGGGCAUGGCUUUCAUUGAGCAGAGGAACUACAUCCACAGAGACCUGAGGGCUGCCAACAUCCUGGUCAAUAAGGCUUUGGUGUGCAAAAUUGCCGAUUUUGGCCUCGCCCGUAUCAUUGAGGACAACGAGUACACAGCCAGAGAAGGAGCAAAAUUCCCCAUCAAAUGGACAGCCCCUGAGGCCAUCAACUACGGCUCUUUCACCAUCAAAUCAGAUGUCUGGUCCUUUGGUAUCUUGCUGACUGAGAUUAUCAGCUAUGGACGCACACCAUAUCCAGGGAUGACCAACCCGGAAGUGAUCCGUGCCCUGGAGAAGGACUACCGGAUGAAACGCUUUGACAGCUGCCCCGUGGAACUCUAUGAGAUCAUGCUUGAGUGCUGGAAGAACAAGCCUGAGGAGCGUCCCACCUUUGAGUACCUGCAGAGUGUCCUGGAGGACUUCUACACGGCAACAGAGAGCCAGUAUCAGCAGCAGCCAUGAGUCUUCUCUGACAGUGCUGUUCAGUCUCACAGCAGGUCCACUUCCUACAGUGCAAUUCCAAGCAUGUUCUCUCUUUUCUGUUCCUCUUUUGUACACACACAACCAUCAUAACAAGGGACUGUACAAACAUUAUUGGGGAGGGUUGAAAGCAAGCUAAACAUUACUGUACAUUUUUUUCAUUUGGCCCUCAUUCCUUUGAAUGAGAACAUUUAAAGAUAUAUGACUACAGAAUAAAAAAUGCAAAAACAAUAUUUCCAACAUAUCCUUUAUUAUUAUUACUAAUGCAUUAACAUUUUGAGAUAACAUUAUUACCUCAUACUCUUACACUAGUCUGAUGAUCUGAAGGCGUGAAUAUAGGUUAACAUGACCACAGCUGCAUCAUCUCUACUGGAUAUUUAUCUGCACCAAACUGACCGUAAAUCAUCGGUUUCCUUCACAGAUAUCAAAAACACAUUCCACUGAAAUUUAAAGAUUAACAUUCAUAAACAUAUAUAUAAAUAAUGCAUAAGUGAUUAGAGACUAGUGUGACAAAAACAACAGGUAUAAAUAAGCAUCAAGGAGAAUGUUAGUAUGUGUGCUUAGAUAAGCUCUAAUACUGAAAAGGCAAGCACAUCGAGAACGGUAUUUUUCACAAAUUGGAAAGGGAAAGCUGUAUUUGAAACAAAUCUGACCCUACAUUGUGUUGUAAAAUAUUCUGACUGCUAUUUUACUAUAUAUAAAUAUAGUAAAAAAAUAACAAUAUAAAUAGUAGAUCCCAUUUCUCUACCCUGAGCCUUUUAUAAUGUACGUACAGUCUCUUGUAAAAUAAUACAGCUCUGGAAAAAAUAAGAGACCACUCCAGAUUGUUCUUAAAUCUCAAUCUCUACAUAUGGCAGCCAAUCCAGUCUCUGUUGAAUUCCAACACAGAGAAAUGUUGUCAGUAGUUUAUAGAAUAAAAUGUUAAAAAAUGUCAUUAUACCCAAACACAUACCAGUAAAACCAGAGAGACUGGUAAUGCUGCAGUGGUCUAUUGUUUUUUUCCAUAGCUGUAUGUCUAUAUUCACAAACAAACAAGGACACCUGAAUGCAGUCACAUGGAAGACACUGGAUUUAGUUGCUGUGCUCCAGCACACAUUGUGCAUCCAUCUCUAUAUCUCUAUAACACAGAUGUUAUGAGGAAAUGUGUGAAGCGGUCUGAUAAUACUGUGUUUAUGCCAACCAUUCAGCUGUCACUGUCCCCUCCUCUCUGGUUUAAUGUGCAGUGUUUACCAUGUGAAAGGAGUGUGUGGACUUUACAAAGUGCAAGAUAUACUGUGUGCUUUAAUCUUCUAUUAAUACACCGCCCGGCCAAAAAAAAAGUCACAAGCCUGUGGGGGCAGUGCUAUGAUCUGGGGUUGCUGCAGUUGGUCUGGUCUAGGUUCAGCAACGUGCCCAAAGAAUGAGGUCAGCUGACUACCUGAAUAUAAUGAAUCACCAGGUUAUUCCAUCAAUGGAUUUUUCUUCCCUGAUGGCACGGGCAUGUUCCAAGAUGAUAAUGCCAGGAUCCAUCGGGCUCAGAUUGUUAAAGAGUGGUUCAGGGAGCAUGACACAUCAUUUUCACACAUGGAUUGGCCCCCACAGAGUCCAGACCUGAACCCGAUUGAGAAUCUUUGGGAUGUGCUGGAGAAGACUUUGUACAGUGGUCUGAAUCUCCCGUCAUCAAUACAAGAUCUUGGUGAAAAAUGAAUGCAAGACAGAAAUAAAAGAUGUGACAUUGCAGAAGCUUGUGGAAACAAUGCCACAGCGAAUGCGUGCCGUAAUCAAAGCUAAAGGCGGUCCAACGAAUAUUAGAGUGUGACCUUUUUUUUGGCCAGGCAGUGUAUAUUUCCAUUAUGUUGUGGAUUGUUUUAGCCAUACUCCUUCAAUGUGCCUUUUUUAAGGUGUUGUCUCUUUUAAACAUUUAUAAUAUAUUCCACACGCGCUGUAUAUAUAAGGUCUGUACAAUUUAGGAAUAGCAUUUAAUGUGAAGCCAUAUUAACCAAUGAUGCUUUUUUCCCUUUCCGCCCAUUACUUUUGUGGUGCUGUAUUUGGGAUCUAAAUGAAAAAGCAGUGCAUAUACUGUAGAUCCACACAUCUGGCCUUCUUUUAUUCUGAUUUAAAAAAUAAUUUAUUUGUGAAAAUGGAACAUGAGUGUAUCUUGAAUGCAGUGAUCUUUCCAGAAGGAAACACUUUUUCUAAACAUUUUUAGUGAAGGACUCAUUAAGGCCUUCUCAGCUUUUUUUCCUACUUUGUUUGGAUGAUGGGAUUCUUGCAGCAAAAUCCUGUCAAAGGGAAUGUAUUUAAUAAUCUAAGAUUUUGUACAAUGACUGAUGAUUGUAUCCUUCUGAGUUCUGUGCGAUACAAUAUCUGAGAGGAGGGUGAAAAUAUUAAAUCAAUGUCCUGUUCUAUAUACGAAUUCAUCCGGUUUCUAAAGGUUUUUUUGUUUUUCUUUAACAAUAUAUCAAUAGUGGCAUAUUUCGUGUGAUGCUUUGUUCAAUGCAUCUCUGGAGACCAUAUUUCAAAUAAAACAAUUUAUAAGCA
Messenger RNA from Eleginops maclovinus (Patagonian blennie), 4293 nucleotides. It is a transcript of the gene hck, whose product is annotated as HCK proto-oncogene, Src family tyrosine kinase. Lineage: Eukaryota; Metazoa; Chordata; Actinopteri; Perciformes; Eleginopidae. The transcript is spliced from 13 exons. Gene Ontology annotation, cellular component: extrinsic component of cytoplasmic side of plasma membrane. Gene Ontology annotation, biological process: cell differentiation; protein phosphorylation; innate immune response. The record is from RefSeq and is a predicted model, not a curated record. Gene Ontology annotation, molecular function: ATP binding; signaling receptor binding; non-membrane spanning protein tyrosine kinase activity. The coding region runs from base 244 to 1755 and encodes 503 amino acids.